Molecule: messenger RNA, 2387 nt
Organism: Epinephelus lanceolatus (giant grouper)
Lineage: Eukaryota; Metazoa; Chordata; Actinopteri; Perciformes; Serranidae
Source: RefSeq, a predicted model, not a curated record
GCCCUGCUGUAUGCUCUGCCAUCAUAGUACACUGUAGGCGUGUUUAGUAUACUGCUCUUCCCUACUACGGUUUCGGACAAACUACAUACUAAUUUGGUCUACUACAAUCCAUACUACUUGACGCAGCCCAGGAGCAGGAGGAGCAGUAGCGGAGCGGAAUGGAGGAGGACAAGCAGAACCCGGAGCACCGGAGCAACAAGGUCCCCAGAAGACAAGCAGCAGGCUCGUCCUCUGAUAGCAGCGAUGUUGAGGAACAGAGAGGAAGAGAGGAACUUAUACGUCACCACCGUGACAAAUCCUUCACAACAUCUGGAUCUUCAAAAAUUCAUCAAAGAGUUCAAACUGGAGAGAAACCAUACAGCUGUGACCACUGUGAGAAAACAUUUUUGCGCUGCAGUGCCCUCAAAGCCCAUCAACGCAUUCACAUUGAAGGGGAACUGUCCAGUUUUUUCCAAAGUGGGAAGGAUUUCACAGAGUCAGGGAGCUCAAAAAAACAAGACAUUGACACAGCAGAGAAACUGUUUAGCUGUGAUCAAUGUGAGAAAGCUUUCACCACUCUACGUAGCUUAAAAAGUCACCACUGUGUUCACACUGCAGAGAAGUCGCACUGCUGUGACCAAUGUGGGAAAACUUUUUCACAACGAACGUCCCUUGAAACUCACCAAAGAAUUCACACAGGAGAGAAACCGUACAGCUGUGAUCAAUGUGGCAAAGCUUUCACACAGUUAAGUAACUUGACAACCCAUCAAUGCAGUCACACAGGAGAGAAACGCAACAGGUGUGGUCUAUGUGGCAAAGCCUUUGCAAAGUCACGGGACUUAAAAAUCCACCAACGUAUUCAUACAGGAGAGAAACCCUACAGCUGUGAUCAAUGUGGCAAAGCCUUUGCACAGUCAGGGGCCUUAAAAAACCACCAACGUAUUCACACAGGAGAGAAACCCUACAGCUGUGAUCAAUGUGGCAAAGCCUUUACACAGUCAGGGGCCUUAAAAAACCACCAACGUAUUCACACAGGAGAGAAACCGUACUGGUGUGAUCAAUGUGGAAGAUUAUUUGCCCGGUGCAGUACUUUGAGAACCCACCAAUGCCGGCAUGCAGGAGAGAACCCGUACAGCUGUGACUAGUGUGAGAAAGCUUUUAUUGAACGGUAUGACCUAGAAAUCCACCAUGUUCACACCAGAGAGAACCCGUCCUGAUGUGACCAAUGUCGGUAGUGACAUUAAAGCCCACAAAUGUGUUUACCCUGCAUUGUUUUGGACAUUUUCAGGGCCAGGCAAACAUCUUCCUACUGCUUCCUCCCCAUGCCCUGAUAGCUGUGUUGAUGUCUUACUUUUGUCUUUGAUUAUUUUUAUCUGUUUUUUAUUUCAACUGUAACCCUAUGUUGGACCACCAGAUUCCUCCCUGUAGGGCUCCCGUGUGUGAGAGCUGAACACAAACUUUUCACAAUCACUCAUGCAACUGUCCGGGGCAAUGUUGCAGCUCACAAUGCACCCGACCCUGAAGCGUAUCUCUGCGACUGGUGAGCCCACAGGAUGGUGACUCCAUGUUGAUCUUUGGGACUGUGCCCCACCGAGCCCCAUGAGUCAAGUCCAUGUAGAUAUAUAUAGGCUGAUUGACCAAAUAAGCAUUUGAAAGCUGAUAUUGAUGCCUCUUACCAUGGCUGUGAUCAAAGUAUUUGCAUCAGCCUGAGACCUCUGUCACAGACAGGCUCUGCAGUCUCAGACGCUGACUCAACAUGCUGAAUGAAAUGUUUAGUGACUUGACUGAUUUUUGGUCCCGUGUGCAGCUUCCCUCUCUAGCCUGCCUCCAGAAGGGGGCUCUGUUUGUGUUGUCAUGGCGAGGUGCUCCAGGUCUGAUCCAUCAGGGUCUGUUGACUCACUGUUAGUCUGGCCCCUCCCCUUGGACCACUUUGCCUCUCAAGACCCGACCAGGAGCAACGGCUGGGACACCACAGCUCCCAGUAUGACAGGGACAUGAAAACCCCUCCACAAUGUUCAGGUUUCCAGCUCAGACUGUUUGCUCCUGUUGAUGACAUCAGGACACCAAAGUCUUCUGAGCUCUGAGCAUCAUCAACAACUUAAAUACCAGAUUAAUAUGAUGUAUGUUAUCAUGUGUAACAUAUUUGAUGUCUUAUCCAGUGUCUUGCAUGUGUCCUGUGUUUGUCCACAUGUAGAAGACAGCUGAGUUUUUCUUCCUGAGCUCCACCUGUAUAAAGACGGAGGCUGAGCAGGGCGGAGCUCUUCUUCUUUUUGACUCAUGUUGGAGGUACAGAGACAGAAGUUGAGUUGAAGCCUGUUUGUUUCUGUGUGGAGGAUUGUAAUGUCCAUAUCAUCAGAUGAGUUCAGCCUUUAAUAAAAAUAGUUUGUAGACUCUGCAGUGGGAUUAAA